CAGGAGUGUGACCGCUGCCAUCUCCCUGGUGUACGUGCAUCGCAGUGAACCUAAAUUGGCAAUCGGUCAAGAAGAAACAAAUGUUUGCAUUCACUCAGUGACGAGUAUCCUGUGUAAGCUCACCAUCUGUCGGAGCCACACAUGGACACAUUCUCAAGGUAGGAGAGUUCCUUAUGGCAUGUAGGCACAUGAUGGGAUGCCGGUAACGUAUCACACUGGUGAGGAAUGUCUGCCAUGCUUUCUCCUCCAACCAAGUCCAAAGGGAUCCUUAUCAUUUGCGGAUGUGACUGUGGGCUUUACCCAGGAGGAGUGGCAGCACCUGGACCCUGCUCAGAGGACCCUGUACAGGGAGGUGAUGCUGGAGAACUAUAGCCACCUUGUCUCAGUGGGGUGUUGCAUCCCUAAACCAGACGUGAUCCUGAAGUUGGAGCAAGGAGAGCAGCCAUGGAUGCUAGAGGAAGAGUCCCCACGUCAGAGCUACCCAGAAGCACUAAGGGAAGUGAGCAAGACGAGCUUCGUUCUAUGACACUAGUGGAUAUCUGAAAUCCCAAAUCAGUACAGGUGUACCUGCAGCAGAGCUGAUGACGG
This is a messenger RNA of Neogale vison (American mink), 588 nucleotides long. RefSeq names its product zinc finger protein 37A-like. Bases 197 to 526 code for a protein of 109 amino acids. Lineage: Eukaryota; Metazoa; Chordata; Mammalia; Carnivora; Mustelidae. The record is from RefSeq and is a predicted model, not a curated record. The transcript has 6 exons. Gene Ontology annotation, biological process: regulation of DNA-templated transcription.